Molecule: messenger RNA, 4173 nt
Organism: Dictyostelium discoideum AX4
Lineage: Eukaryota; Evosea; Eumycetozoa; Dictyosteliales; Dictyosteliaceae
Exons: 8
Coding region: 1-4173 (1390 amino acids)
Source: RefSeq, a predicted model, not a curated record
AUGGAUAAUAAUUAUUAUUUCAAUGUAUUAAUUUUUAUUUUUAUUUUUUUAAGUGUUGGUAGUUCAAUUGACCAACCUUUAUUUAGUUCAGAUUACAAUUGCCUAAAUUCAUUGUUAAAAAGACUUAAUAAAUUAAAUGAUCCUUCCAUUCAACCAUUUUGGGAUAGUGGAUCGCAAUCUUAUGAUUUUUGUAAAUUAUAUUCAUGCUCAACUGGCAUUAAAGAAGGAUUAGUUCAAUAUUAUUUACAAUCAAUUUCUUUAAAAAAUGUUACCUCUACUCCAUAUAUUAUGCCUGAUAUUAUGUACUCUGAUUUUCAAUGCUUUGACAGAUUAAAUUCAAUAGAAAUAAUAGGUUACAAAGUCAGUAGUGAUAUUUUUAUGCCAACUAUAACAAAAUCAUCUGUUAGUAGUUUAUCAUUACUCAAUUGCUCAAAUGUUAAUAUCUCAACAACUAUUCAACCAAAUAUUACCUCAUUAAUAAUAGAAUUAUCUGAACCACUUGUAAAUAGUGGGGGUAUAAUAUCUCAAUCUAUUCUUAUAAAUUUAAAAACAUUUAUAAUGAAAACAACAAUUCAAACACCAGCAGCUUCAAGUUUUAUGUAUCCCUCUUUUACAAAUGGUGCACCAUCAAUAACAAUACAAAUGGAUACUUUUGUAUUUGUAACAACAAAUAUUCCAGAUCUUUCAAAAUAUACAAUUACCAAUGUAGAAAUAACAGUUCCACAAUUAAUUGAUAUAUCAAAAUUAAAUACAUUUAUUAAAGUUAAAAAUUUAAUACUUGAUUUUCCAAUCAAUUCAAUUGAUUUUCCAACACUUUUCACAUCUACUGAUAAUAUAUUAGAGACAUUAAUAUUAAAAUCAUCAAUUAAUUCACCAUCAACAUUAAUUGAUUUUGCAAGAUCCAAAUCAUUGAAAUCAUUUACAUAUAUUCAAAGAGCUAAUCCUCCCAUACCAUUUACAUUUGGAACAACAGCUAGUUUCCCAUUUAGUACUUUACCAAUUUCUUUAGAGGAAAUUAAUUUUGAAAAUGCAGGUAUUUCAACUUUUGGUAAUGGAAGUAUUUUUGUAAAUUUAAAGAAAAUAAAUUUUGCAUCAAAUAAAAUCACUGGAACCUUACCAUCAGCAAUUCCAUCUUUUUUAAGUUUAUCAUUAAAAGGAAAUUAUUACUUUGGUUCAAUUCCAAAUAAAACAUAUUGUAAUAUGAUUUUCGAUGUAUCUAAUAAUAUUAAAAUUGAAGGUGAAUUACCACAAUGUUUUUCUUGUUAUUUACCAACUCAACCAUCGGUAUUUAAACUAUUUAAUGGAACUCAAAUCAAAUUGGAUUCAAUAAAACAAGACAAUUGUACAUUAAAAGCUAUUCCAAAUUUAACAAUUAUUGAAAAAAAGAAGUUCCAACUAUCUGGUGAGAAUUUAGGCUAUGAACUACCAUUUUCUUAUUCUGAUGCUCAGUUGACAAAUAAACAAAUGGUGAUUCCAAAUAAACUAUUCACUGGUACUAUAUUACGUGAAUUGGAAGAUGUUAUUGUUUUUACUUUUAUGGGUUCAAAUUAUACUCUACAAACGAAAUCAAUAGAACCAAACUAUACCACAGUUUUUGGAUCAUCAAGAGGUUCAACUCAAAAUACAUUCCAAUUCUUUGGCAAAUAUUUCACAUAUAAUGAAAGUCAAGUUAACAUCACUGUAAAUGGGUAUACCUGUAAAGUUAUAUCUACAGCUUUUGAAACAAUUCAAUGCGAUACUAUAAAUGAAUAUGGUGCACCAGUGGUUUUAUCCACUGAUAAAUCAUACUUUGUUUGUUAUAUAUCAAUUUCAAAUUAUACAAAUCAAUUAACUCUAUCUUCAACUUCAAAGGUUAGUCAAGUUAAUGUUUGUACAAAUUUAUGUAAUAAUGGUGGAAUUUGUAAUACUUUGGUUGGUAGUUGUGUAUGUCCCUCAACUUGGACUGGCAGUGAUUGUACAACUAAAGAUUUGGAUUGCCCAAGUAAUUGCACUUAUCCAAAUGGUGUUUGUGAUCGUUUAACUGGAGUAUGCAGUUGUACAACAAAAUGGAAUGCAAGUGAUUGUAGUAACCCAGUACCAUCAUGUAUAGAUUCAUGUGUUAAUGGUGUUUGUAAUAUUAAUAACAACAAAUGUCAAUGUUUAACAAAUUGGACCGGUAUUGAUUGUACAACUAAAGACUUGGAUUGCCCAAGUAAUUGUAAUUAUCCAAAUGGUGUUUGUGAUCGUUUAACUGGAGUAUGCAGUUGUACAACAAAAGGUGAUACAAGUGAUUGUAGUAUCCCAGUACCAACAUGUCCAGUUACUUGUAAUAAUGGAAUUUGUAAUUCCAUCACUAAAAAAUGUGAAUGCCUACCAACGUGGACUGGUAUUGAUUGCACAACUAGAGAUUUCGAUUGUCCAAAUAAUUGUACAUAUCCAAAUGGUAAUUGUAAUCGUCUAACUGGAGAAUGCGGUUGCACUAGUAAAUGGAAUUCAAGUGAUUGUAGCAACCCAGUACCAACAUGUCCAGAUACUUGUAAUAAUGGAAUUUGUAAUGCCAACACUAAAAAAUGUGAAUGUCGACCAACGUGGACUGGUACUGAUUGCACAACUAGAGAUUUCGAUUGUCCAAACAAUUGUACAUAUCCAAAUGGUGAUUGUAAUCGUUUAAAUGGUGUCUGCACAUGUAAGAGUGAUUGGCAAUCCCAAGAUUGUAUUAAUCCAUUCAAGAUAUGUAUUGGUGGUUGUAAUGAAAGGGAAUCUGGUAGUAAAUGCAAUAACUUUACAGGUGAAUGUUCAUGUACAUCAGAUUAUACGGGUUCAAACUGUUUAGUGGCAUCACAAUAUAUAUCAUCGAUUGAGCCAACCACAACCGAUGGUGGACUAGUUAAAAUGUGGGGUUGGUUUGGAAAGAAUCGUACUGAUGAUUUAUCAAUUCAAAUUGGUUCAUUAGUUUGUAGUGUUACUCUUGUAAAUUCAUCAUAUAUAGAAUGUGAAAUUGGUCCAGACUCUGGCACAAAAUCAGUUACUAUUAUUCAAAAUGGUUUAAAGUAUACUGGAAAUGAUAUUUAUCACUAUACUGAAAUAACCUAUAAAUGUCCAAACGAUUGCUCAGGCCAUGGUACAUGUAAUAAAUUAGUUGGUCAAUGUAAAUGUUCAUCUGGAUGGGGUGGCUUUGAUUGUAAUGCAAAAUCAACAACUGGGCCAACAACAUCAACAAGUUCAACCACAACAACAUCAUCACCAUCUACAACAACAUCACAAACUCAACAACCAACAUCAACUCCAGAACAAAUUAUAAUUCCAGAUACAAUUACAAAAGUAAAUAAAACUGAAGGUUCAGCAUUAAUUAAUAAUGAAAAAACAACAUAUGAAAUUAAAAUUAUUUCAUUGGUAGAAUUGAGUUAUGAUCAAAGUAUUGUAAAAACAAGUCCAUUAAAUAAUAGAUGGAAUGUUGAUACAUCAAUAGAGAAUAAGUUUACAUUUAAUCAAACAUUAAAUAAUACAAACUGUGAAAUCAUUUAUUCAAUUGAAGAAUUAAAAGAAACUAGAGAUUAUAGUUUUGCAGGUUUAGAUUUAACAUUAGAUAAAGGUUCAAUUAAGAUAUCUGUAGAAAUUAAAAACUAUCCUUAUUUAAAUUCAUUGAAUACACUUCAACUUCAAAUGGAAUCUAAAAUUGGUGAAACUACCAAUUCAAAUGAAAAUAAUAAUAAUGAAUGUAAUAAAGAAAAUACUCAAAUUGAUACGAAUCAAUUAGACAAAAAUCAAGUUUUAAAUUAUGUAACAAUAUCAAAAGAUCAAAAAAUUCUAUAUGGUAGAUUUAUCAAUAGAGUUGUCUCUGAUUCUAAACCAACAUUUAUUACAACAUCUAUCAUACAAACUAAUCAAAGUGAUUCAAUAAUUCUUGGUUUAAAUUUACCACAUUGUAAACAAUCAUGUUUAAUUGACCCAGAUUUUUCAGUUUUAGUUAGUUCAAACUAUCGACAAUGUUCAAAUGGCAAUGAUGGUAGAGCAUCGUGGGUAUUACCAGUUGCAAUUGUUGUACCAUGUGUAGCUGUAGCUGCUAUAUUAAUUAUAGGUUCAGUUGUAUAUAGAAAAAAUAGAACCUCAAUUUUAUUAGCAAAAGAAAAAUAUUCAUUCAAUCUAAAGAAAUACUCUAAAAAAAGUAACUCUGAUUUAUAUAUGCCAGAUUAA